This is a messenger RNA of Capsaspora owczarzaki ATCC 30864, 2827 nucleotides long. RefSeq lists its product as hypothetical. Gene Ontology annotation, molecular function: calcium ion binding; protein binding. Gene Ontology annotation, cellular component: cytoplasm; plasma membrane. Gene Ontology annotation, biological process: endosomal transport; endocytosis. The transcript is spliced from 6 exons. Lineage: Eukaryota; Filasterea; Ministeriida; Capsasporidae. The record is from RefSeq and is a predicted model, not a curated record. The coding region runs from base 135 to 2621 and encodes 828 amino acids.
UUCUUUUUUUUUUUCCCCGUUCUUUGGUUUGAAUCUUCAGUGCCUUCCUCUUGUGCUGGACACUCCAAACAAGCCAAACCCAAAGAACUCGUCCUUCUUUCUUCAACAACAACAAACAAACAAAAAGAGUCAUCAUGACGAUCAACCUGACGCCCGAGGAGGAGAAGAGCUACGUCGCACUGCUGAGCGAGCUGCCCGACAGCGUCGCGCCCGCCGCGGCUGCUGCCUUCUUCCGCCGCUCGGAACUGCCGAUGCCGGUGCUGCAGAAAGUGUGGGAGCUGAGCGCCCCAAAGUCCGGCGCCGAGUACAACCGCCAGGCGCUGCUUGUUGCACUGCGGCUGAUCGCGCUUGCCCAAGCGGGCAUUGAGCUCACUCCGACGUCGCUCGGCAGCAUGCGCCCGCCCGCGUUGCCGCGCCUCUCUGGCAGUGGCAGCGGCAGCAGCACCGGUACCCGAUCGGCAGCGUCCGGGUCCGCGCCCGCAGCCGGCCCCGCCUGGGACGUCCCCCUGGCCAACAAGCACAGCUACGAUUUGACCUUCCAGCGCGGCGCUCCCGUCAACGGCAAGCUCUCUGGCGAGAAGGCCCGCACGAUUUUCGUGCAAUCUGGCCUGCCCGCAGAAAUCCUCAAGCAAAUCUGGGACCUGGCCGACAUUGAUCGCGAUGCACACCUCGAUGCGGACGAGUUUGCCGUUGCCAUGCACUUGGUGACAACCAAAUUGCAGAACGCUGCGUUCACCAUCCCGGCCACCCUGCCGGCUUCCCUCGUGCCUCCAUCGAAGCGCGGAGGCGUCGCACACAGCUCGGCCACGCCCGCUGCUGGCUCGCCCGCCGCUGGCGCUUCCGACUGGCCGCCGGCUGCCGACAAGGAUCGCUUUGCCGUGUACUUCAAGGAGGCCGACAAGGACCUUGAUGGGUUUGUCUCUGGUGUCGAUGUCAAGGAUAUCUUCAUGAAGUCUGGUCUUCCAAAUCCUAUUCUUGGUCAAGUUUGGCAAUUGGUCGACACGGACGGAACUGGUCGCAUCAACUUGGAAGAGUUUGUUCUUGCCAUGUAUCUCAUCGCCAAGCGCGUUCAGACUGGCGUCGACCUGCCUGCCGUCUUGCCCCCUCACUUUGUUCCGCCGUCCAAGCGACGUGGUGCCAGCGGCCCGUCGUCCGGCACCUCCACCCCGGCGCCCGUCCCCGCACCAAUCGUGAACAACCCCAACAUUCCCGAGGAAGUUUCUGCUUCCUUCAACAACACCAUGAAGCGGGUGGUCGCGGACAUGCCUCCCGUUCCGGACAGCGACUUUUCGGCCAUUCAGAUGCUCGACAAUCUGAGCAAGGAGGUCGAGUCUGCCGCCGCCCAGAAGGAGACGCUCGAGAAGGAAGUUCGCGAGAAGCAGUCGGCGUUGGCUGCGGCCGAGGCCGAGGCUAGCUCGGUGGAGGCACAGCUCGCCAACUCGGAGCGUCAACUGGCUGCCCUGCGCGAGCAAAAGGCCGAGCUCUCCAGCCAGAUUGAAACGCUCGAGUCGAGCCGUGCUGACAUGGAUGCCAAGCUCGAGAUUGCCAAGGCCGAGCUGGCCCAAGAGACUGCCGAGUUGGACAAGCUGCGCUCGGCCGUUGACGAGCAAAAGAUGACUUCCGUUCGCCAAGAGGAGGAGCUCCGCAAGCUGCGCAACGAAGUCGAGCAAGCGCAGCGCGAGCAAGCGCGCCUUCGCGAGCAGCUCGACACCGAAACCAAGACUGUGGCGCAGCUUGAGGCCAAGAUUGAGGAGGCCAAGUCGAACGCCUCGUCUUCGCAACACGAGGUCGACGAGCUCACCACCUCCAACUCGGCCCUGCAAAAGCAAGUCUCCGAGCAAGAGAAGCGACAGGCGUCCGAGCCCGUCAUCCCUGCCGCCGAACUCGCUGCUCUCUCAAAGCCUCUUCCUGCAGAGGAUGUCUUUGGCGACGAUCCUUUCGGAGGUAGCUCUAACCGCUCGACCAAGUCAACCUCAAGCAGCCACAAAGCUGGUGCUGGUGCUGGUGCUGCUGCUGCUGGCAGCGAUCCCUUCGGCGCUGCCGAUCCUUGGGGAGCAGGCGGCAAGGCCAGCACCGGUAGCGCGUUUGGCGAUGAUCCGUUUGCCAGCAGCAGCGAUCCGUUCGGCUCGAGCGGCGCAACCAAGGAGUCUGCCGAUCCCUUCAAGAACGACUUCUUUGGCAGCACCCCCAGCAAGGCAGCCGAUCCGUUCGGCGGCCCUGCCGGCAGCGGCGCUGGAUUUGAUAACGAUCCUUUCAGCUCGUCUACCGCGGCUGGCAAGUCUGACAACCAGUUUGGCAGCGACCCAUUCAGCAGCAGCAGCCACGCCGAUCCUUUCGGUGGCAGCGGCAAGUCGGACGAUCCUUUCGCCGCCCCGUCCAAGAAGUCAUCCGCCGCCUCUGCCGAUCCCUUCGCAGCCGGCGACGCGUGGGGCUCUGACCCCUUCGGCGGAUCCUCCACCUCCCGAAAAGGCCCCAACGCCUCCGAGGACGAUCCUUUCGGCGGACCGAUCUCUGCCCAUGCGGGCGAUGCUGCUGCCUCUGGCGAUAUCUUUGGUGAUGAUGCGUUCGGCGCCAAGCCUUCCAUGACGAUUGGCGAUGCUGACACCGAUUCGGCCGUGUAAUGUGUUUUCUGAAUCUGGCUAUUCUUCUCCAAUCGUGUUCCUUUCGGUUGUUUUGCGACUGCACUCGCCUGUUCAUUGUUUGUUGUCUUUGUGGUGUGUUUUCCGGGUGGAGUUCCAAAAUUCUGUCCAUCAUGCUUUGCUGUUCCGUGCUUAUCCCCCCCCCUUUCUCUGCUUUGGUUUUGUCAAAGAAUCAACAUUUUCCCUUC